AGGCCUGAGCUGCCUCGGCGCAGCAGCCGCCCCCCAGCCCCGCGGCCGCAGCCCGCGUGGCCGCUCCGAGCGCCCCCCGACGGACGCAACCGGCCCACUGGCAGGCCGGCGAGCGGGCGGCCGCCGCGCCAGGCCGGCAGCGCGGGGGUUAAGUGGCCCAAGUAAACGUAGUUCGGCGAUCGGCGCCGGAGAUUCGCGAGCCGAGCGCCCUGCGCGGCCGCCCGCCGGCCUCCCGCCAGCCUGUCCCGACCCGCGGCUCGCCCGCAGAGCGGCGCCCGAGCCAGGUUCUCGGCAGGAAACAAUGAAGGGAGACACCAGACAACUCAACAGAGAGGAGGACGCCAGCGGGAGGGAAGACUCCAUCAUCACUAAUGGGGGCUGCAGCGACCAGUCUUCUGACUCCAAGGAUGCGCCCUCACCCCCUAUCCUGGAGGCUAUCAGCACCCCGGAGAUCAGAGGCCGUAGAUCAAGCUCACGGCUGUCCAAGAGGGAGGUCUCCAGUCUGCUAAGCUAUACUCAGGAUCUGACGGGUGAUGGAGAUGGCGAGGGGGAAGACGGAGAUGGCUCUGACACCCCAGUGAUGCCCAAACUCUUCCGUGAAACCAGGACUCGGUCUGAAAGCCCAGCUGUCCGAACCCGAAAUAACACCAGUGCCUCCAGCCGGGAGAGACCCAGGUCCUCCCCGCGGUCCACCCGAGGCCGGCAGGGCCGCAAUCCCGUGGAUGAGUCCCCCGUGGAGUUCUCAGCUACCAGGUCCCUGAGGCGGCGGACAGUAUCCUUGGCAGGCACGCCGUGGCCGUCCCCAGCCAGCCCCUACCUCACCAUUGACCUCACGGAUGACGAUGUGGUGCCCCAGAGCAGCAGUACCCCCUACACCCGCUUGGCCCAGGACAGCCAGCAGGAUGGCCUCGAGUCCCCACAGGUGGAUGCAGAGGGUAGAGAUGCCGACAGUGCCGAGUAUCAGGAUGGGAAGGAGUUUGGGAUAGGGGACCUUGUGUGGGGAAAGAUCAAGGGCUUCUCCUGGUGGCCUGCCAUGGUGGUGUCAUGGAAGGCCACCUCCAAGCGCCAGGCCAUGUCCGGCAUGCGGUGGGUCCAGUGGUUUGGUGACGGCAAGUUCUCUGAGGUAUCUGCAGAUAAGCUAGUGGCCCUGGGGCUGUUCAGCCAGCACUUUAACCUGGCGACCUUCAAUAAGCUGGUCUCUUACAGGAAGGCCAUGUACCAUGCGUUGGAGAAAGCCAGGGUGCGGGCUGGCAAAACCUUCCCCAGCAGUCCUGGAGACUCGUUGGAGGACCAGCUGAAGCCCAUGUUAGAGUGGGCCCACGGGGGCUUUAAGCCCACUGGGAUUGAGGGCCUCAAACCAAACAACAAGCAACCAGAGAACAAGACUCGAAGACGCACAGCUGACGACUCGGCCACCUCAGACUACUGCCCCCCACCCAAGCGCCUAAAGACCAACUGCUAUAACAAUGGCAAAGACCGAGGAGAGGAGGACCAGAGUCGAGAACAAAUGGCUUUGGAUGUUUGCAACAACAAGAGUAACCUGGAAGAUAGCUGUUUGUCCUGUGGUCGGAGAAACCCCGUGUCCUUCCACCCUCUCUUUGAGGGUGGGCUCUGCCAGACGUGCCGGGACCGCUUCCUCGAGCUGUUCUACAUGUACGACGACGAUGGCUAUCAGUCCUACUGCACCGUGUGCUGUGAGGGCCGCGAGCUGCUCCUCUGCAGCAAUACAAGCUGCUGCCGGUGCUUCUGCGUGGAGUGCCUGGAGGUGCUGGUGGGCACGGGCACCGCAGCAGACGCGAAGCUGCAGGAGCCCUGGAGCUGCUACAUGUGCCUCCCGCAGCGCUGUCAUGGCGUCCUACGGCGCCGGAAGGACUGGAACGUGCGCCUGCAGGCCUUCUUCACCAGCGACACAGGGCUCGAAUAUGAAGCCCCCAAGUUAUACCCUGCGAUUCCCGCAGCCCGAAGGCGGCCCAUUCGAGUCUUAUCCCUGUUUGAUGGAAUUGCAACAGGGUACUUGGUCCUCAAAGAAUUGGGCAUCAAAGUGGAAAAGUACGUCGCCUCUGAAGUGUGUGAAGAAUCCAUCGCUGUUGGAACUGUGAAGCACGAGGGCAACAUCAAAUACGUGAAUGACGUCAGGAACAUCACAAAGAGAAAUAUUGAAGAAUGGGGCCCCUUCGACUUGGUGAUUGGUGGAAGCCCAUGCAAUGAUCUCUCAAAUGUGAACCCUGCUAGGAAAGGCCUGUACGAGGGUACAGGCCGGCUCUUCUUUGAGUUCUACCACCUGCUGAAUUACACGCGCCCCAAGGAGGGGGAUGACCGGCCCUUCUUCUGGAUGUUUGAGAAUGUGGUAGCCAUGAAGGUUGGCGACAAGAGGGACAUCUCUCGGUUCCUGGAGUGUAAUCCAGUGAUGAUCGAUGCCAUCAAAGUGUCUGCUGCUCACAGGGCCCGCUACUUCUGGGGCAACCUGCCUGGAAUGAACAGGCCCGUGGUAGCAUCAAAGAAUGAUAAACUCGAACUGCAGGACUGCUUGGAGUUCAAUAGGACAGCAAAGUUAAAGAAAGUACAGACAAUAACCACCAAGUCGAACUCGAUCAGACAGGGGAAAAACCAACUUUUCCCUGUUGUCAUGAAUGGCAAAGAAGAUGUUUUGUGGUGCACUGAGCUAGAAAGGAUCUUCGGCUUUCCUGUACACUACACGGAUGUGUCCAACAUGGGCCGUGGUGCCCGCCAGAAGCUGCUUGGGAGGUCCUGGAGUGUGCCUGUCAUCCGACACCUCUUCGCCCCCCUGAAGGACUACUUUGCCUGUGAAUAGCCCUCCCAGGCACCCUGAGCCCAGGAGCACUGGGGCAUGUGGGGCAGAGCCAGGACCCAGUAGGUACAGCCCCAGCUCUGCCCUUCCUCUGCCCAGCAUUGUGGGGUCAUGCCACAUAACCUUGGCAGGAGUAGAGCUGAGUGUGACCCACUCCUGGCAGGGGGAGCCCAAGGUGCCACCUCCUUGUGCACAAUUCAGACCUGGCCGCUAGGAGCGGCCAAAGACGGUGCUCAUUUUGUCUUCUCUGAAAACUUAAAACUUGAAGUAGGUAGUAAGAUGGCUUUUUUUUCCCUCCUGGGUUUACUCCUCAGAGAAACAAUGGCUAAGAUACCAAAACCACAGUGCCGACAGCUCUCUAAUACUCAGGUUAAAGCUGAAAAAUCACCCAAGACAGUUAUUGCAAGACUUUAAUUUUUUUUUUUUUUUUUUUUUUAACAUCUGCAGCCCCUCAUUUCCAGGAGCAUGCAGUGGUAGACAUGUAGCUAAGGGACAUUUUAAGAGCCCUGGGUGUUUUUUUUCUCUGGGGCUAGCAGAAGAGGAAAGGAUGCCUGUCUUUCUUGAAUUUUACCCAGCACGUUCCCCUGGCCUCAGUGUAAAGGGCUGGGACCUGCUGUCGGUGUCCGUGUAGAGUAUUUUCCAUAAUGAUGAUGAUUUCAGCAGGGAUGACCUCAUCAUCACAUUCAGGGCUAUUCCUCCCCCCCUCCCCAAACAAACCCAAGGGGACAGCUACCCUUAGCUAAAUGCCCUCCCAGUGACUGCAAUAGAACCCUCAGGGGAGCUCAGGAAGGGGUGGGCUGGGUUAUCCGCUGCUGGAUAUUAUGCAGACAGGUGUGGCUUCUCUCAGUCUCCCUCUUCCCCAUGUCAAGGGAGCAGAGGAGGAGGCUUAGGGAAGGCAUCCCCCUCCACCCCCAAAAUGCACCCUCCAGACUACUCUGCAGGCACAGGUCCCCACAUGAGAGGACACCCCGAAUCCUCAGCCUUUUCCUAAACUGAAUAGCAGUGACAGCAGGGCAGACGCACAUUCCCCGCCCUUUCCCCUCAUCUAAGAGAUUGCAGGGGGAAAACUGCAAUAAAAAGCUCGACCCUCCCUCCAGAGAUUUUAAAGUCCUUUUGUAUCCCACGAGAAGUUUUUACGGGGAACGGGAGGUCGGGAAAGCUGCAUUUCAGAAAUGCUGUCCUAAUGGUUUUUAACAACUUUUACUCUUCUUAUUGGUGCUAUUUUGUAGAAUCAGGAACAACGUUGACAGGUUUUGUGGGAAUUUUUUAUACACUUUUUUUUUAAUCACAGACUUCUAUUUUUAUGUUUUAACAUUUUCAUAAAUUUUUUUUUUUUGUAACUGGAGCCACGUAACAAGCAUGGGGAAAAAUUGUGCCUUGUUUCAACAGUUUUGCUAAUUUUUAGGCUGAAAGAUGACAGAUGCCUAGAGUUUACCUUAUGUUGAAUUAAAAUCAGUAUUUCUCUAACAGUCUGGUGUCCCUUUCCUUCUUUGCAGGUCAGAUGGGUGGGACUUUGGGAGGGCCUGGU
This is a messenger RNA of Mirounga angustirostris (Northern elephant seal), 4337 nucleotides long. RefSeq names its product DNA methyltransferase 3 beta (gene DNMT3B). The record is from RefSeq and is a predicted model, not a curated record. Bases 302 to 2812 code for a protein of 836 amino acids. Gene Ontology annotation, biological process: negative regulation of transcription by RNA polymerase II. Gene Ontology annotation, cellular component: nucleus. Gene Ontology annotation, molecular function: DNA (cytosine-5-)-methyltransferase activity, acting on CpG substrates; DNA binding. The transcript is spliced from 22 exons. NCBI's taxonomy places the organism in Eukaryota, Metazoa, Chordata, Mammalia, Carnivora, Phocidae.